Molecule: messenger RNA, 5477 nt
Organism: Phodopus roborovskii (desert hamster)
Lineage: Eukaryota; Metazoa; Chordata; Mammalia; Rodentia; Cricetidae
Gene: Arhgef5
Product: Rho guanine nucleotide exchange factor 5
Exons: 14
Coding region: 30-4739 (1569 amino acids)
Biological process (GO): activation of GTPase activity; intracellular signal transduction
Cellular component (GO): cytoplasm; nucleus
Molecular function (GO): guanyl-nucleotide exchange factor activity; protein binding
Source: RefSeq, a predicted model, not a curated record
UUUGCAUUCUUCUUUAGGAUUCAGCCCUGAUGGAGGCUGAGGAGCCUGACCAUGGAGCAUGUGCACCUGCCCCUGCACUAGAAGACAGUAAAGCUAUCCCUGAAGCUAUCAUGAGGAGCAGUCAGGUCCCUGCCUUGGAGCCUGAAGCUCAAGAAGGCCAAGACCCAUCCUACAAGUGGGCAGAUGGACACAGACCCUUGAUGAGCCAGCCAAAGGAGUUAAGGGUCGUGAGUGAACACCCACCUGAUAGUAUGGGAUUUUUCUUAAAGGAAGUUUCUUCAGAUGUGGGGACCGGCCAGCAAAUCCUUAUGGCUGAGGCCUGUGACACUCUAGGUCAGCAGGAACCAGUAGCCCAGAGCCUUGAAGACAGACUGUCAAGAACGGUAGCUGCCCCUGACCUCUUGGCCUGUGCUGUUCAGGAAGAAUGGCUAGACACUCCCAGCGAAGUAGACAGCAGAGUGGAGCUAGAAUUGCAGCCAGAACUCCUGUCCUUGGCCUUGGCGAUUAGCAAAGCAAAGGAAGACGAAAGCUCUCCUCUGGACACCUGGGACCCUAGAGAAGUCUGGCCUCCCUGCAAAAAACACCCUAGUGAGAUUGAUGGGUGUGAGGGCCAUGGCAGCGAACUGCUCAAGCCCUGGAAACAGCUGGAGGACAGGCAAGGAAGGCAAAGGCAAGGAGGGCUCCUCCAACCUCGGGAGGCCCCUGGACCGGAGGAGCAGGAAGGACAGGAAGUCGAAAUUCAGGAGGAAGGAACUCUGAGGGAGAGCAUUUGUUCUGAUGGGCUUCCCCGGGAGCAGGAAGAGGAGGGACAGGGGGUUAAUGGUAACAAGGGACGGGACCAAAACCAUAUAAUGCCUGAAGGACUAAGGGAAAGUGAGGGGCUCCGCGGGGAAUGGGAAGGUCUGGACCACAGGGGGUGGGGUCAAGAGGACAGAGGUAGGAGGGUGCAGGGACAGAGACGCCCAGGAGAGGAGGAGGAGGAGGGGCUGGACAGGGGAUUAAGGGAGGUGGAAGAGGGAAGGGUGGGUGCUCAGUGUGUGCAGAGUCAGAGGUUAGUAGUGAAAUCAGAGAGUGUAAGUGGGAAGCAGGAAGACCAUGAUGAAACAGGGAACGUGGUGCCAGUCGAGGACCAGGAGGAGGCUGUACCCUCAGGUGAGCGGGAGCGAGGGAAUGGGGAUAGGGGUGGGCAGGCAGCAGAGGAAGGGAGGAGAGCCCAAGAGGCCAAGCAUUGUCCGCCAGCGGCUCUAGAAGCUCCCGAGGUUCUCUCUUCAAGUACGUUGCUUCCAGGCAUCUCUCGCUCUGCGCCUGACCUCACUGGGGUUCAGGGGGAGCCUGUCCCCAAGGAACUGAUGCCACAGGUUCUGACUCCUGCGCCGGAGCCAAUAGAACGGUCUCACCAACCCUGCUCUCUACCUGACUCUUUUGCUACUGAAGAACCCCUGGAUGACAGGACUCCCAACAGCCAGCAAGGGGGAUUCAGGCUGAGCAAGGGGACAGUGUCCAUCCAGGGCUCAGAGGCUGUCUCAGCUCCCAAUUCAGCUCCUGCCAGUCCUGCUGAGAUCUUACCCAUCACUGCCACCUUGUCGCCUGUUACCUCUCCCAUUGUCCUUCGUGGGAAGGAUACCCUAGCAGCCUCCCUCUCACCUGACACACCGCCCCGCUGUGGGGCACUUGAGACCCCUCCGGUACCUGCAAGAACUGCCAAGGACCCACGUGCCUCCUUUGAUAAGGGCAACCCUCGUAGCCCUGUCACAAGCCACCCUGGAGCCACCCAACAUCUGAGAAGUAACUCCUUCCCGGGCUCCCACAGGCCAGAACAGAGUACGGACUCUGUGGGGAUGUCUUUUUCUUUCUCUCAUUGGGAGUUACCGCAGAGGCCCCCCAAACCUGCCGUCCGCGGCUCCCCGAUCCCAAGGAGAGACUGGAGGAGCAGGGACGGCAUCGUCUUUUCAGAGUCCUCUGCUGCUUUCCUUGCUGCGAGGCAUGACUCCGAAGAAUUGCCUUCCAAUCCAGACAGGCCCAGCAGCGGCCCUCGCGGUAGUGAGCUGUGGGACUCCCCACAGCACCCAGCCUUUGGCGUAGGCUCUCCUGUGGAUGUUCCCUCUCCACCCUCUGUCUCCAUGGAUACGAGGACACAUGAAGCUUUGCCCCCUCCUCCCCCGGAAAAGAGGUAUAGCUACAGUUCUGUAGUAGAGAGAGAUGGCCAUCGUCAUGCAGGAGCCCCAACACUGAAGCGAUACAGCCACCCUCCUCCGUGGGCCCUAAGUUCGGGGCUACAUGGAUCUCCUAAAGGCCCAUUUCCCCUCGUCCCUGAAUCCGUCGUGGCAGGGCAGCACCACCCCCUGCCAUCCACCCCAGAGAGCUCCCACCAUCCUCAGACCUCCAUCUCAAGGCUGAGAUACAACAAACCAUUGCCGCCAACUCCCGAUGUGCCUGAGCACAGUCCUUCCAUCUCUCCUUCUAGUGUACCAAGGAUGUACAGGCCCCUACCCCCAGUCCCUCCCUCUGAACCACCCCCAUUGCCCCCAAAAUCCAAGGCGAGAAGCAGGAGCAUCCAGGGGGGAGUUGUACAUUCAGGGGCUCAAGCCAAACCGAGACCCACUGGCCAAAACUGGACAGCCUCCACUCUCUCUGUUGGACGGACCUCCUGGCCCCCAGCCACGGGCAGAGCAACAGAAGCUUUGACUCCCUCCAGUAGGAGCAGUAGUGAAGUAUCCCCGGGCCUGGCUUUCAGCAACAUGACAAACCUUCUAAGUCCCUCCUCCCCUACCACUCCCUGGGUCCCGGAGCUUCAGAGACCUGCCAGUAAGGAUGGGUCGGGGCUCACCGAGGAGUCUGAGCCCCCAGUGAUGGGAUCGUUUAGAAGGUCAGCCCCUCGGGAUGGGUGUAAUGACACACGGAGGUCAGCUUUAGCACCGAGAAAGUCAGAGAGACUCACCCACCACCAACUGGAGAAGGCAUCCAGCUGGUCCCCUCGGCAGGACCCAGUGAGAACAGAGAGUACCGGUGACCAGGCUGUGGGCCAGGCGUCCAACAAGCACAAGAGCUGGAACCGGCAAGGCCUGCGGAGACCUUCUCUCUUGCCUGAGAGCUGUUCAGAUUUAAGAAGUCCGGGCAUGGGAAGACCUCCUGGCUCUUCGGAUCCUGUUGUUUUCCGGGAGAAGAAACCAAAGGAAGGGACUGGAGGCUUUUCAAGGCGUUGCUCCAAGCUCAUCAACUCCUCCCAGCUGCUUUAUCAGGAGUACAGCGACGUUGUUCUGAACAAGGAGAUCCAGAGCCAGCAGCGGCUGGACAGCCUGCCCGAGGCACCUGGACUCUCCUCCCCUCGGCAUCGCCGAAAGGCGACGGUGUCUUCGGACUCCUAUCUCCAGCGGCUCUCCAUGGCCCCGAGUGGCUCUCUCUGGCAGGAAAUCCCCAUGGUUCGCAACAGCACAGUGCUGCUCUCCAUGACCCACGAAGAUCAAAAACUGCAGGAGGCCAAAUUUGAGCUGAUUGUGUCAGAGGCAUCUUACCUUCGAAGUCUAAACGUAGCUGUGGACCAUUUCCAACAUUCAGUCCAACUCCGGGCUACACUGUCCACCCAGGACCACCAGUGGCUCUUCUCUCGUCUCCAGGAUGUGCGAGACGUCAGCACCAUGUUCCUUUCCGACCUAGAAGAAAACUUCGAGAACAACAUCUUCUCCUUCCAAGUGUGUGAUGUUGUCUUGAAUCAUGCCCCAGAAUUCCGCCGAGUCUACCUGCCUUAUGUCACCAACCAGACCUACCAGGAGCGCACCUUCCAAAGCCUCAUGAAUAGUAACAGCAGUUUCCGGGAGGUCUUGGAGAAGCUGGAGAGCGACCCCAUCUGCCAACGCCUGUCUCUCAAGUCGUUUCUGAUACUGCCUUUCCAGCGCAUCACCCGGCUGAAGUUGCUGCUUCAGAACAUUCUGAAGAGAACCCAGCCUGGCUCCUCAGAAGAGGCAGAAGCCACAAAGGCACACCAUGCCCUGGAGAAGUUGAUCCGAGACUGCAACAACAACGUGCAGAGGAUGCGGCGGACAGAGGAGCUCAUCUACCUGAGCCAGAAGAUUGAGUUCGAGUGCAAAAUUUUCCCACUCAUUUCCCAAUCUCGAUGGCUGGUGAAGAGUGGGGAGCUGAUGGCCCUUGAGUUCAGUGCCUCCCCAGGGCUGAGGAGGAAACUGACCACUCGUCCAGUCCACCUGCAUCUCUUCAAUGACUGUCUGUUGCUGUCCCGACCCCGAGAGGGCAGCCGGUUCCUGGUGUUUGACCACGCUCCUUUCUCCUCCAUUCGAGGGGAGAAGUGUGAAAUGAAGCUGCACGGACCUCACAAGAAUCUCUUUCGUCUGUUCCUGCUGCACAACACACAGGGCACCCAAGCUGAAUUCCUCUUCCGCACUGAGACUCAAAGUGAAAAACUUCGGUGGAUCUCAGCUUUGGCCAUGCCCAGAGAGGAGCUGGACCUACUUGAAUGCUAUGAAUCUCCACAAGUCCAGUGCCUCCGAGCCUACAAGCCCCGAGAGAAUGAUGAGUUGGCACUGGAGAAGGCGGAUGUUGUGAUGGUGACCCAGCAAAGCAGUGAUGGCUGGCUGGAGGGUGUGAAACUCUCAGAUGGGGAGCAAGGCUGGUUCCCUAUCCAACAAGUAGAGUUCAUUUCAAAUGCGGAGGUCCGUGCACAGAACCUCAAGGAGGCCCAUCGAGUCAAGACUGCCAAACUGCAGCUGGUAGAACAGCAAGUCUAACUGUUCUUGGUGAAGGAUCUUCCACAAACAAGCAUUCCUUGAGAUGCCUGACUCCUGAAACCUGCUGUAGAGGCAUCCUGUGGACCAGGAGUUUGGCCUUCUGAAAGCCCAAGGACUAGCUCAGUCCCUCGAUCCAGUACUUCUUUGCAUUGUGUGCUUGGUAGGGAAUAUUGAGCGACUUAACAAUGGGUUCUGGGAUCCUUUCUUCAUAGGAAAAGGGACUGUGGGGCCUAAGUGGAGGUGUGUGCUACCAGAUGGUAGGUGCUUGUACGUCAUCUGCUGCCCCAGUGCAGAUUCGGAGCUGGCUGGAUGUGAGGUUGCGGACAUGGUACCAGAUGGACCUCAGCCCACUGGAGAUCGGGCUUUGGUGGGGAUUAGCACACGAAGAGGGAGUUGAACCUGUUCAACCUAGGGUGUCUUCCGAUGCUGAGAUUCUCCUCAGUGCCUUGGCUGCCUCUGAGGUCUUUGUUUCCGGGUGGCAAUGUGAGGGUGGUGUUCCCUCACUCUAAUAAACUCGGCACUUCUCUGAGUGUUUUCAUUUCAGACCACUCAGCAUUCACUGAACAAGAUUCACAAUGCAGAAUUUCUUAGGAACCCCAGCCUGUUGGACAUCUCAUGAAAGACCAAACUGAUGCAGAAACAAAGUCAGCUAGUGGCUUCUUUGAGAAAGCCCUAGGGGCUUGAACAGCGGUGGCUCUGCUUGUGGCUGCGGAGCUUGUAGAAGGUAGUAGAGAGCAC